This is a messenger RNA of Parathielavia appendiculata, 2596 nucleotides long. RefSeq lists its product as uncharacterized. The record is from RefSeq and is a predicted model, not a curated record. The transcript is spliced from 5 exons. NCBI's taxonomy places the organism in Eukaryota, Fungi, Ascomycota, Sordariomycetes, Sordariales, Chaetomiaceae. The coding region runs from base 297 to 2423 and encodes 708 amino acids.
CAUUACGUUCCUUCUACCGGCAUUGGAGACUUCGGCUGUCACUCCCUUGCUUCGACAGCCUAUCGGCCAUUCUUUUCCCGGAAGCUUCGCUCUUUUCUUCAGCGCCAGCCUGUCCUUCAUUCACGACACCUUGCCACUCUUCAACUGUUACCGCCUAUAUUCCAGCCGCUAUCGCGUCGUACGCGACGCUCAAUCGUUCAGAGCUUUAGUCGACAGUACCUGAUCUGGUGCACGAGUCCCAGCCUCUGCGUGUCUUAUAGCGACCCAGCCACAUCAGCUCAGCAUUCGAUCAGUAGAUGUACCAGCACACUCCUUCUGCCCCAUAUCCCAUGGUCAUGGAUUCAAACCAAGGCCAGCUGCGGCACGAAAUACAUAUCCCUUCAUUCACCCUCAGCGAGCCCGGCAACAAGUUUGGCGGAGACAUCCCGCCGCCUCAGUCAGGCCCAGUCCUUGAGAUGGACAGUAACACCACAUUGCCGCCCAGGACGGAUUCGCUGCUAGCGUCGCAUGCAGUAUGGACGACGCCGACUUCUCAUGGCACGAGACCGCGACCCGCCACCAUCCACGAGGGAUUCUCAUUCUGCGUUGGCGAGGGAUUCGGAGGCGUGCCGGCGUGGGACUCUUCAGCAUUGCAGAUAGCCCAUUACACAAGCAGCGCGAUGUCAUCGAGGCCGAUCUCAGUUCAUCAAGACUUCUACGCCGCCGCCACCAUGGAGAGCAAUACCUGGGCCCGAAAACCAUGCGACGGCAACUUCGAGAUGCCAGGGUUCGACUCAGAUAUGAUAGGGCAAGCGUACACGACCGACGAGGCGGUCCCGAUCCAUGAUAUCAGGUCAUCCGGUCCUCCGAUGGACGGCGAUUCGGUUGCGUUUGAUGGAGUUAACCCGCGCAGGAUGUCGGGCUCGUCCUUCACUGUCUCCACGUCUGGCGGCUUGUCAGAGAUGACGUCCUACGAGGAUUUCUCCACGACGCUCUCGGAUGCGCCUUCACUCACUUCGGACUAUCCGCCGCCAUCCAACAGGACUUCAAUGAUAUCGACGACCCAGUUAUCGCCCGUCGCGUCGCCGAGAAUGACGCCCCAGAGUCGGUCAGACUUGGUACGGACGCAGAGCAGAGGAAGAGCCUCGCCGUCGCCGCGGCCGGGAGUGCGUGCCGUUCCAUAUUCGGUCGAGAGUGCCAGGAACAAGAGGUGGUCUACUGGAUCCUAUGGCACCGCCAACCGACGGCCGUCUCCAUUUGUCUACCACCACCCUCACGACGCCUUCAAUGUUCAUGCCCGCCUAUCGUCACACCACUCCUCGCCCACCGUCGCCCAAGGCCAGCUGCCCCUAAGCUUCGGCAAUCUCCAAGCAGCACAGCAGCAUCCGUACCUGUACAGCAACGCACCACCGUUCCAUCGCAAUAGCAUGCUGCUUCCGUCCCAGUUACCGUCGCACGCCUUCCACCAAGAAGCACACCAAUAUGAGAAUCCACCGCCGUUGCUCUCUCACGGUCUAUUCCGCAUGCUUCAGAGCAACGCCGACCCGCACUCGCUGCCCAGUCAUUACGCUGACCUCUCUGAUCCGCCCGAUCUGUAUGCCUCUCUUCAGGAAGAGCAACUGCCGCCUCCGCCAGAAGACAUGACACCAUCCGACCCCGAUCUCGUCCCACAUGAACAGGAGCUCAGGUUCGAGGGCGAUCUAUAUACGCCAAAGUGGGUGCGGGGACAUGGAAACAAGCGCGAGGGUUGGUGCGGCAUCUGCAAGCCGGGCCGGUGGCUAGUGCUCAAGAACUCGGCCUUCUGGUACGACAAGAGUUUUACCCACGGCAUCAGCGCUGCGACGGGAAGCCCAUUUCAAGAGCCCCAGGAGACCAGGCGCAUGGAUGGAAACCCGGAUGUGUGGGAGGGGCUGUGCGGGAAUUGCAACGAGUGGAUUGCGCUGGUCAGCAGCAAGAAGAAGGGGACGACUUGGUUUAGACACGCCUACAAGUGCCACACGCACCCCAAGGUCAAGGACGCGCCCAAACGGAGAAGGGAGAGCAGCAACAACCGUGCUCUAGCGGCCGCAACCAUCCCCAACAAGCCCCGGCCCGAGCCGCUUACACCACAGAUGGCGCCCGCUAUCUCGGCAGCGGGCACGCCGACUCCCGCCAAAGCCCAGGCGCAGAUUCAGAUUCCUUCACAGCCUGCUGCCCAGCAACCGCCACAGCCGCAAUCCCAGCAGUCACAGUCAACGCAAGAGCAGCAGCAACAGCAGCACUCGCAGCAACUACCGAUUCAACUCCAACCUCCGCCAAUGCCGCGCCACCAUCACCGGCCCCGCCCCCUGCCACCGCAGCUGCACACGCAAGUAGCCACGGCACCGCCGCCUAGCUCCACCCUCAUGCGCCCCGUUGGGCCGCCGUCCAUCGGUGGUGGGGACGGGUUUUCCAACAUGAUCUGAUCUACAUAUCGAACUCAAGACUGGUCUUUCAGUUCAAUUCGACUUUUGUUUUCAUGGUUGCUAUUACUACCGCUAAGGAAAAAAAAAAGCCAAAGCGCAACGACAAGAACAUCAAUGUGUUAAUGACCCCGUUAUGACCGGGUAUGGAUCCGACAGCACCACGAUUUUCAGUU